Molecule: messenger RNA, 1136 nt
Organism: Camelina sativa (false flax)
Lineage: Eukaryota; Viridiplantae; Streptophyta; Magnoliopsida; Brassicales; Brassicaceae
Source: RefSeq, a predicted model, not a curated record
CCAUUGAAUUCACUUUCACUUCUCAAAUCACAAAAGCCUCUCUCUUUUUCUCUUUUAUCUCUCACCCCACCCCAUAUAUACCCACAACAAACCUUAAAAACUGAAAUAUUUAAUUAAAAAGGGAAACAAAUAUGUCAAAUAUAAUGAGGUGUAAUGGAAAUGAAGAGGGUGCAGAGCAGAGGAAAGGACCUUGGACGCUUGAAGAAGACACUCUUCUCACCAAUUACAUUUCCCAUAACGGUGAAGGCCGAUGGAACCUGCUCGCUAAAUCUUCUGGUACAAAAAAAAAAAAAAGGGCUAAAGAGAANCGAUGGUUGAAUUACCUUAAACCCGACAUAAAGCGUGGGAAUCUCACUCCUCAAGAACAACUCUUAAUCCUCGAGCUCCACUCUAAAUGGGGUAAUAGGUGGUCGAAAAUUGCGAAGUAUUUACCCGGAAGAACAGACAACGAUAUAAAAAACUAUUGGAGAACAAGAGUUCAGAAACAAGCACGCCAGCUCAACAUCGAUUCCAAUAGCCACAAGUUCUUGGAAGUUGUCCGUAGCUUUUGGGUUCCAAGAUUGAUCCACAAGAUGAAAGAUAAUUCAAACACCAACACUAAAGCUACUCCUCCUGAUUUACUUGGACCGGUUUUACAAGACAACAAUUUCUCUCCAGACUAUUCCAACAUGGAUUUUUCCACUUCUAUGUCGGUAGAUCUCAAGAAAAUUUCACAAUUCAUGGAGUCGUCUGAUAUUGAAACCACAUGUUCAUUCUACUUGGACGGAUCACGAGGGAGUAGUAGUAGUCAAUGUGUGAGUGAAGAUUACAGCUCCUUCCCUUGCCUAGAGGAGGAGUACAUGGUGGCCACAAUGGGCAAUUCAGACAUUUCAGCAUUGCAAGAUUGUCACGUGGCUGAUUCUACGUACGAGGAUGAUGUGACACAAGAUCCAAUGUGGAACAUGGAUGACAUUUGGCAGUUUAAGGAGUACGCACACUUUAAUUAAGUCGUAGAGCCCACACAUCCUGGUGUAUGUUCUUUACAAGCUAGAUACAACUUAGAGGAGUUUAUAUUUGCUUCUCUUAGCUAUAUUUUAUUUGUUUUGGAUUGAUAUUAUGUGUUCGUAUAUUCUGAAUUGAUAUGAUGUGUUCGCAUA